AUGGCUCCUAGACCGAGACCAGCAGCUCCUGCACCUACGUAUGCGGAUUUGUUUGGCGAUGGAUCUUCCUCUAGCGGUCCAUCGUCUUCUUCCGGGACAGUUCCAGACUCUCACACAUCUCGGAGAGUUCCUUCGACCCCUCCUCCUCUUCCAUCUCAGAUGCCUCCCCCACGAGCUCCACCUGUCGCCCCGGAUCAGCCUGCCCCACCGGCUGCAGUUCAUCCCGAUUUGCGGGUGCCAGCUCAUGCACCAUUCGCAAGAUACACCGUCGAGGAUUUGCUUGCCCAGCCCGGACGAGAGGGUUUACACGUUCUGGACCCCGAUAGACCCCCAGAGACGAUGAAGGGAUAUUAUGACGGCCCUUAUCCCAACUGGACCAUGACUCCCGAUCACGUCAAGACGACGUGGUUUAAAUGUUUUGCGCAAAGGUGGAACUGGUCCGUAGGAAUCACCGAGAGGGUGAAGAGCGAAUUUAUUGCAAAGGCGAAAACUCGUCUUUGCAACACCGUCUCCGAUUGGAAGGACAAGUGA
This is a messenger RNA of Brassica napus (rape), 531 nucleotides long. RefSeq names its product extensin-like. Bases 1 to 531 code for a protein of 176 amino acids. The record is from RefSeq and is a predicted model, not a curated record. NCBI's taxonomy places the organism in Eukaryota, Viridiplantae, Streptophyta, Magnoliopsida, Brassicales, Brassicaceae. The transcript has 3 exons.